AUGACAUAUCCUGCCGCAUUCGAGAUCUACCGAUCCCAUUGUGAGACACACUUAACCAACCCACAAUACAAAACAGUAUCAACAUCCACAUCGACAUUAAACGAAGUGGAAGAAAUCCUUGAAUUAAAAAGUAAUGAUGAUAGUGAUGACGAUAAUUCUGACACCAGCAGUAAUACCAGAGCCAUCAGAGCGCCAGAGGGAACGGCACUCAUCAUCCCUCCCCAGAGAGGAGAUUAUGAGAAUAACAGCGACAACAACGGCGGCAAGAAACAUUGGAUUAUAUGUUUAUUCACCUCUGGUGGAUUUGGGAGACGACGCAGUUCUCCUGGGGUUAUCUUGCAUAAUACUCUUCUCGCAGUGAGGGAUAUGAAAGAACAGCUUGCUCUGUUGGGGGAGGGAAAUGAAAGCAAGGGAGGCGAUAACCAUAGUCAUAAUCAUGAUGAAGCUGGUAAUAAGGAUUAUAAUUGUAAAGAUGAAGAUGAGGGUUUAGGAAUGCCCAGUGGGCUCUGGUCGUGUCGAUUUAAUUCGGGCUUGUUUGCGGUUCCUUGGGAGUUGUCUAGGAAGGUGUUGGUUGAGGAGGGUUUGACGGUGACUGUUGUCAACUGA
Monascus purpureus is the source of this 606-nucleotide messenger RNA. NCBI's taxonomy places the organism in Eukaryota, Fungi, Ascomycota, Eurotiomycetes, Eurotiales, Aspergillaceae. The record is from the annotation of a GenBank genome assembly.